Mytilus trossulus (common blue mussel) is the source of this 3291-nucleotide messenger RNA. Its product is annotated as nucleoside diphosphate-linked moiety X motif 17-like. The transcript is spliced from 8 exons. The record is from RefSeq and is a predicted model, not a curated record. Gene Ontology annotation, biological process: NAD+ catabolic process; NADP+ catabolic process. Gene Ontology annotation, molecular function: NADH pyrophosphatase activity. Gene Ontology annotation, cellular component: peroxisome; cytosol. The coding region runs from base 75 to 986 and encodes 303 amino acids. NCBI's taxonomy places the organism in Eukaryota, Metazoa, Mollusca, Bivalvia, Mytilida, Mytilidae.
GGGACAUAACUUUAUUGUUUUGGAAACUUUUGUCUCACCACACGAUUUGGGAGUUGAUUUGUACGUGAAUACUUAUGGCAUCUUCAAAAAGAGUACUCGUUCAUGUUCAGAGAAAAGGAAUAGACAACAAGCCAUUUAUUGCCAGAUUCACUCAGUGCAUAGUUGAUUACUUUGAAACUGACAAAACCAAGCUGACCACUCUUCUGUGUCCACUUUUGGUCAACAAUCAACUUAUAAUUACAGACAAAUCAGAUACUGUCCAACCAGUUAAAAUACAGCAUCCUUCAUUUUGUCCCAUCAGAAAUUUAUCUCCUUUAGAGGACAGCAGACUGCCAGAAGAUACAAAAAACAGAGGAAUUGAUGUUGGUGCAGCAGUAAUCUUAGAGUCAGCUGAUGGUCAAAUUCUAUUGACUCGUAGAUCUAAGGCACUGCGAACAUUUCCAGGUGUAUGGGUUCCUCCAGGAGGGCAUAUAGAAGUGAAUGAAACUUUGAUAGAAGCAGGCUUAAGAGAACUAGAAGAAGAAACAGGCUUACAUAUUUUACCUUCACAAUGUAUAGAUCAACAAGUAGAUAUUCUGGCUUUAUGGGAGUCAGUAUUUCCAACAAAGUUAACCCUGGGACAGCCAAAAAGACAUCAUAUUGUCCUAUACCUCCAUGCUAAGUUGAUUUCAAAUCUGACAUCAGAAAAACUCAAUCAGCAAAUGAAAUUAUGUCCAAAAGAAGUAGGUGCUUGUGCCUGGUUGGAUGUACCACUUGUGGAGGCAAUAGUAUCAGCGUGUGAGGAAACAGCUAAAAACCCAGCAGUAGGAUCUCAUAUAACUACAGAAAUCAAAGGUUUCAUAAUAAAUGAAAAAGAGAAGCAAGAGGAGGCAAUGCUACCUACACUGCCACUUAUGACAGUUGCUGGUGACUUUUCAGAUUCAGAGAGGGUCAGCACAGGGACCAAGUUUGCACUAGAAGAAUGGCUUUCUAUAAGGAAAUUAUGAUGCACAAAUCAAGAAACAACAAGAAGGCUACCCCAGUAUCAACAGCUGAACGUCCAGGUUGGGAUGACCGUUUUAUGUACUAAUACAUCAUAGGAAAAUUCCUCUACUUGAUUCUAGUCCAGUUCCAGAUCUGAAGGGAGCCAGUGGAAUUGACAACUGAAAAUGUUUGCCAUACUUAACUUAUUAUAAUAUAAUAGUGCUGAUCAGUUGUAAAAUAUGUUCUUGUUCUGGCUAAAUAACAGUAUUAGUUUCUUACUAUUUCAAAAAUUCUAAGCUCUGCUUCUUGUGAAUAAAAAUCUUACAAAUAUGAAAUACAAAAUGUAGUGUGAGAAAUGAAAACAUUCUCUUGAACUGAAUUGUCUGGAAGAAAUUGUAUUAAUGGUGAUGAAAAGAAACUUUUAAAAAAAAUAUUUCUGUUUUUGUACAAUUUAUAUGUUGUCAUCAGAUAGUCAAAUGUUUAUUUUGAUAGCUUGUGAAAAAACUGCAAAAUUUGCCUUAUAGCUUCCAUUAUUGCAAUAUGAACAUUGUACAAUGAUAUUUAAAGCUCAUGAUAAGGAUAUAUAUUAUUUCAUCCUGCAGGUUAUUGCUGUAUCAGCCAUAAAACUGAUAUAUUGAAAACAUGUGGGAUAAAAUUAAGACAUAUUUCUGAUAUUUCUCAAAAAGAAAACAAUUAUUAUUACAUUGGGUACUUUUCUGUACAAUUAAUGCAUUUAUUCAACCAUUUUUUUCACAAAAUUAAUAUGAUUUAUUGUAACUUGAACUGUUUUGGUGCAUAUAUUGGGAAAUGUAACUAAAUACUGCAGUAAAAAUAUUUUUUAUUUUUAUAUUAAUUCUAUCUUGUUUGUUAAUACUGAUGCUUUCCAGACCACCUGGACACAACUAUGUUGAGUACUUUUUGAUUUUGUGAGCUUGCUAUAUUUUUCUGCAGAAGCGAAACAUUAUUAUUGAAAAUACUUUUUUAUUUGUCUGUAAUUAACAGAUAUUAAAUGGACUUAGUUUUUUGUGUAACUUAUAUUUAAAUACAGUCAGUAGUUAAAAAUAACCAAUAACUUUGUGAAACCUUAUUUGAAUGUGAAACUUUGACAGAACCUAUUUUUAGAUCAAGAAAAAAACUUACAAUUAUUUUUAUGAAUAAAUGGAAUUCAUUUUUGAGUCACCAAACAACAUAUAUAUAUCAAUUAUAGACUGACAUCAGCAAGUUUACAGGCAUGUCUUCUGGCUUUAAGCUCUGUCCAUUUGUACAGUAUUCAUGGUUUUAUGGCAUAAAAUUGACUUUUUUUAUUAAGGAUGUAUUCUUCUGACGUUUCAGACAUUUAAUGUGCACAUUACCAAUGCAUCCAACAGCUUGGAAAGGGGAAGUAACUUUGAUUAUUACUAUGUAAACAUGGAACUAUAUCUAGACAUGAUAGAACAUAUUUUUAAUUUAUUUAUGUACAAAGUAAAUUGAUGAAUCUAGUCUUGACUUUAAAUAAAUUUCAUAUAUAUAAAUUGUUUAAGUUUACUGUUAUCACUUGUUAAUAUCAUAUUUCAUAUGUGCAAAUUCAACCUGACUUUUCAUUAUGAUAAGUUAUACACCAAAUUUAUGUAUUGUCCUUCAGAUGAGAUGUUAUAAAAAAGGGGUGAGGGAGCAAUAUUUUCUUUUAAUUUCUUUUCUUAACUUUCAAUUUCAAAUUAUCCAUUUAAAAAUAUACUCAAAUAUUUGUAAAACUUACACAGGCUCAUUGAAACAUCAAACAAUUGUCAAUCCUUAAAAUAAUAUUGAAUUCAAGACAAAAAAUGUGAAUUUUCUGUUAGAACCUUUUUCUAGCUAUUAGUAAUAGUAUAGAAUUCUAUUCCAAAUAUGAAAGACAAUUUUUUAAUCAAACUGUCUAUAUCUUUUAGGAGCAAUUUUGGUAAAAGUUUAUUUUGAAUAAGUUGUGAAAAAUGCAUGCAAGUCUUUGUAAAAUCAACUGCUUUAUUCAGGCAGAUGAUAAAAUCAGUCACAGCUAUACAUAUAUAAUUUAUUCAAAAAUGUUUUAAUUAUUAUUACAAAAACUAAAUGAGCUUUAUCUAAAAUAUGUUGCUGUUGAUGCCAUUAAUGCUUCUGUAAAGGUUUCACAAAUUGAACAAAAAUACUGACUUGCAAUAUUUUUUAUUGUGUUUAAGAAUGUGAGGGUUCUCUACUUUUGUGAUAGUUUUGCUAAACCAUUUUGUAGCAAUUGAUGUUACAAUUGUCAUGUUAUCAUUUAUGGCACAAAGUUCACAACAUUCAAUAUAUUUAUUACACUGUGAUAUUUUUGUCAGAAAAAUAAAAUUUACUGAUUUA